GGGAACUCGUUAAUGGCACCGGUGGGAAGGUGGCAGAAGGGCAGAGACCUGACUUGGUAUGCAAAGCAGAAGAAUGCGGGGGAGGCCCUCAGCAGAGAGCAGGAGCUGGCUGCAGUGAAACAAGCCGAGGAGGAAGCCAUGAUGGCCGCCCUAGGUUACAAGACUGUGAAGCGUCAGCCGAAGGGUCUCAGUAAAGAGGAGUUCGCUGAAGCCUGCAAGCGGGAAGGCACAGAGAGGGAUGAGCGGAGUGUGGACCGCGUCCGUGGCCUCGGGAGCAGUGUUUCCUCCGCGCAGAUGAUGCUUUCCAAGGAGGAUAAGGAGGCCACUAAAAUGGGUUUCUCCAUCUUCACCCACCAAAAAGGUGGAGAGCGGCAGGAAGGGCACGGUGAUAAGAGAAAGGUGGAAGGAGGAGAGGAAGCAUCCAGGUCAGGAAGUAAGAAAAAGGCCAAGAAAGAGAAAAAGAAGAAGAAGAAAAAAGAGAAGAAGCAAAAGAAGGAAAAACAUCGAAGAACCGAUUCUUCAUCAUCAUCGGACCAAGAUGACAGGUGGAGAAAAGCGGGCAAUUCAUCAUCGUCUGGUCACACUGGAGCCUGCAGGGCUGACAACCAUUCAUCAGAAUCCCGGGAUUCGCCUCGGACCCGAAGCGCACAACGCCACGACGCCCAUUCUUCCAGCGACAGCUCCCCUCGCCGGCCGUCGCGGCCCCCCCGCCGAGUCACGAAGCCGCAGCCGCGACAGGGAACGCAAGAGGAGGAGGAGGUCGAGGUCCCCCGCGCGAGGCCAAGCGGCGGCAUGACACGGACUCAGACGACU
Molecule: messenger RNA, 813 nt
Organism: Staurois parvus
Lineage: Eukaryota; Metazoa; Chordata; Amphibia; Anura; Ranidae
Source: the annotation of a GenBank genome assembly